This is a messenger RNA of Serpula lacrymans var. lacrymans S7.9, 889 nucleotides long. RefSeq names its product hydrophobin (gene shl11). The transcript has 4 exons. The record is from RefSeq and is a predicted model, not a curated record. Gene Ontology annotation, cellular component: fungal-type cell wall. NCBI's taxonomy places the organism in Eukaryota, Fungi, Basidiomycota, Agaricomycetes, Boletales, Serpulaceae. Gene Ontology annotation, molecular function: structural constituent of cell wall. The coding region runs from base 477 to 791 and encodes 104 amino acids.
CGGUGAAGCAACCGUCACGGUGACUUGAAGCUUGCACGCAAUUGUAAUACUGUACUGGCAGUGCCGCCAUGCAACUGCGACUCGUUGAGUGCAUGUUCGCAUAACAGAUUUGAACAUGCGAAGGUCCUUUCCACCGAAAGGCAUGAGGAGAAACUUUCAACAGAGGAAUUUGGGGAUCACAUAGGUCCGCAAUUGCACCUAGAGUUAUAUCCAACAGCAGACUCGAUGAUAAAAAAUGAGAGAUGGAAGUGUGUUGACACCUUAUUGGAGCUAAGACCGUCUGGAUCAAGCAGGACGUAAAGACAUGACAAUUUUCAACGGGUCUUCUUUCCGAUGCUUCUAGUCACCGCUGCUCGCUAGCCCAACAUCGAGCAAACAUAGUCAAACCCGGAAUCAUAUAAAGGUACACUCGAGCUCGCCCAUGUCUUUCACUACCCAUUUAAAUAACCAGUCCACUCUCUAACUACACAUUCAAGAUGUUCGCUCGUAUCUCUACUGUUGUUCUCGCCACCCUUCCUUUGUUGGCCCUCGCUGCGACUAACCAGUGUGAAACUGGAUCAGCUUACUGCUGCAACAGCGUCCAGAAUGCUACGGACGCGCACGCGUCGAAUAUUCUUGAAGAGUUGGGCAUCGCUGUGGAUGGUGUUACCGGCCAAGUUGGCUUCGGCUGCUCGCCUCUUUCUGUUGUGGGCGUUGGCGCUGGCUCCUCCUGCAAGCAGGAGCCUGUCUGCUGCACCAAGAAUAGCUUCAACGGUGCAAUCAACCUGGGAUGUUCUCCUCUUAGCUUGUAGAUUGAAGUUCUAGAGUUGGAUAUAUGGGCGAUGAAGUAGUCACUCUAAGUUACUGUUAUAAUUGUCUUGCAAAAAUAAUAUGAUGCAUUUCGUGGAGA